AUUCGACCACAGCGCUCACGUGGGAGCGAGAAGGCGUGCCGUGUGCCAGAACAGAUGCUAGCCGGGCGGUACGGGGACCGGGAGCCUACAGCGGUGUUUAACAGGGUCGCCUACUGAACACUAAAUACGUCAUGGUUCGAGCGGGUGGCAUCUUGAAGCUGGUCGCCGUGGUUUCAGUGUUCAUCCUGGCUGUAUUUCUGGCCUUUGAGCUGCUAGAAAUCAACAUGGACUUCAAUUUGGGGAACAUGUUCGCCAGAUCCAUGUCAGCGGAGGAACAGUCAACCCAGAGGCCGGCCAGGUUUAAGUGUGGUGUGUCUAAGCAGUGUCCCUCCAACCACUUCUCCUUCAAGAUGGCCAGCGGAGCAGCCAGCGUGGUGGGACCCAAGAUCUGCCUGGAGGACAACAUCCUGAUGAGUGGAGUGAAGAACAAUGUGGGACGAGGGAUGAACAUCGCUCUGGUGAACGGGAAGAGUGGACAGCUGCUCAAGACGGAGUUCUUUGACCUGUGGGCCGGAGAGGUGGCUCCUGUCAUUAAGCUCCUGAAGGAGAUCGAGUUGGGAACCAUCGUCUUCAUGGCCACGUUUGAUGAUUCAGCCACAAAGUUGAAUGAUGAGGCAAAGGCCCUGAUCUCAGAGCUGGGCAGUACAAGCAUCAACAUCCUGGGCUUCAGAGACAACUGGAUCUUCGUGGGAGGGAAGGGCAUCAAGACCAAGAGCCCCUUCGAGCAGUACAUCAAGAACAGCGCGGAGAGCAACAAGUACGAGGGCUGGCCGGAGGUUCUGGAGAUGGAGGGCUGCAUACCCCAAAGACAGGACUAACCUCAGGACUAACCUCCUUUAACCCCCCAUCCCCCCGCUCUGUCACUACACCACCCUGCCUGACGACACUUCCUGGAUGCACCUGGAGGACAUUCCUGGUCUUCUGAGCAUCUACGAGCUCCAGGAGAUUAAACAUACCCCCCCCCCCAAGCUUCUGAUCUUCAGCUCACCGUUCGUUUUGCAGCUCCCCAAACGUGUCAUCGGAUGUUUCUGUGUUCCUGGAUGAAGACAGCCUUCUCGUGUUGGUCUCACAAAAUGACCCCAAAUCACUGUGAAUUUUCUGCGUGGCUUAGAAGAGGGAAACAGAUUUAAAAUGGUUAAUUAUUCCACUUUGAAGGUCUAUAUUUCAUUCAUUUCAUUGAUUGUUUGACAUAAUGAAAUCGUAAAUUUGAAAGCUGUAGUUGGUGAUUUCCUUGUGGCUUAAUCAUGUAUAUUGAUAGAUUAUUGUGGGUGUUUUGUUUUUAAAAUAAUCUGUAAAGGGGAUUUGUUUGUUGUUGAAGUGUGUGUGCGUACGUGCGUGCAGAGGAACCCUCGUCUUCCAGCCUCUUUAGACAGAGCUUUGUAGCUCACGGUAACCAUGGCAGCCCAACGACCCACAAUCCUUUGCACCUGUCAGAGCAGACUGGAAGUGUCCUGGUAGUGUCACCACAGAGACUGAAGCUGCUUCCUGUCGUCAGAGCAACUACUAUAUAUACACCAGCUCAUCUGGUUCACCUGGUAGCCCCCCUCCCCCCCCCCCCCCCGCUGGGCCUGAUCUAGACCCUGACCCCGUGCUGCAGCUUCAUGUUCCCAGUGGUUUCCCAGACGACGGGGACUAACAGAGAACUUCAAUAUUAAAGCAUUCCAGCCCUGGGAGGCUCUGACCUCGUACUCAAUGACGGGUCGUUAUCUGGACCUUGUCAUUAUCAAGCCUGUUUACUUAAAUGCCUUCCUACCAAGGACCCUAUGAUGUGUGUGUGUGUGUGUGUGUGUGUGUGUGUGUGUGUGUGUCUGGUUGUCUCAGUGUCCAGUGGGCCCAGGCUGACGGGAUGCACCUUCUCUGUUUACUCCUCCACCUGCCCUGCAGACAUAGGGUGGGUCUCAAACCUGCUGGGUGACAUUCUUGACUGAUGACUGUGCUGAGUGAGACAGAAGGGGGCUUGUUCUGGAAUGAAACCAGCCCCAACUUGUGCCUUUCCAGAGAGUUGUUUUAAAGUCGGCAACUUUACCUGCUGUAACUGUUUCUACCUGUUGAGCGUUAACCCUUUUCUCUCUUGGUGCCGUUGUGUAAUACUAUAUCAAUGUUGAAAAUGUAAAUUAUAAUUUUAUUAUAUUAUUGGGAUUAAUAAAGCACAUUGUCUGGAAGACA
Molecule: messenger RNA, 2166 nt
Organism: Osmerus eperlanus (European smelt)
Lineage: Eukaryota; Metazoa; Chordata; Actinopteri; Osmeriformes; Osmeridae
Gene: fam3c
Product: FAM3 metabolism regulating signaling molecule C
Exons: 10
Coding region: 132-818 (228 amino acids)
Source: RefSeq, a predicted model, not a curated record